Malus domestica (apple) is the source of this 804-nucleotide messenger RNA. The record is from RefSeq and is a predicted model, not a curated record. NCBI's taxonomy places the organism in Eukaryota, Viridiplantae, Streptophyta, Magnoliopsida, Rosales, Rosaceae.
AUGGUUAAUAUCCACACAGAGAUAAACAGCAAAAUAAGAAGGUCGACAAGUCUCACUAAAGUCAUCAUCCAUGGCUGCCUCAUCCGCUCUCUGCAACUUGUUCUCCUUUCUGCAACUUGUUCUCCUUCCUCAGCCUCACAAAGCCAUCGCAAACCAAAAUCCCACCAACCCAGCUCUCUAUUUUACAGACUCAGAAGCCCAGAGAUUGAGUUGGUCCCACUGCCUGCCCAAGGGGCCCACUCUGCUGCUGCUGCUUCGUCGAUAGAGUCUGUGAUAUGCCCCUCUCUGGCUCACGCCAGCGUCCUCUUCUUCAAGUCGGCGUACAAUGUUCAGGUGAUUGUUGACGACAACGAGCCCGAGGAGCGGCUGCUCGGCAGGUUCCGGCGGGAGGUCAUGAGGGCCGGCGUUAUUCAGGAGGUUAAGAGGAGGAGGUACUUUGAGAACAAGCAGGACGAGAAGAAGCGCCGGACUCGCGACGCCACAAAGCGAAACAAGAGAAGCCGGCGUCCCUUUUCAAGACCCUUUCAGCAGAAGCCGGAAGUCCCCGAAACCAAGAAGAGCGAUGACGAUGGAGAUAACUGGAAUCUUCCUCAAGGAGACAUACCCUACUGACCACAUUCUGCCCGGCCUUUGAUUUGUAGGAAUAUCUACCCUUUAGAGAGGCUUUGGUCCAUGUAAGUUGUAUAAGAGUUACAUUCAGGUUUUUUUUUGGUCAAAGAGUUACAUUCAGUUCAGUUAUUCUUUGAUCGACUCCAAGCAAAACCGAUCCUAUAUCUUAAUUUAAUCAAAUUGAAAAUUUUCUUU